This is a messenger RNA of Kwoniella shivajii, 783 nucleotides long. RefSeq lists its product as uncharacterized. NCBI's taxonomy places the organism in Eukaryota, Fungi, Basidiomycota, Tremellomycetes, Tremellales, Cryptococcaceae. The transcript has 3 exons. The coding region runs from base 1 to 783 and encodes 260 amino acids. The record is from RefSeq and is a predicted model, not a curated record. Gene Ontology annotation, cellular component: nucleus.
AUGCUGCAAACAGUUCACUUGAACCUCCCUUCCCCCUUCCCAGCUAAAAUAUUACGCUUACCACCCACGACACCCCUUUCAUCCCUAUUACCUGAAUGGACAACGACCGAAACCACCUACAUCCGAACCAACUCUUCCUCCAGGUCUCUCCCGUUAGACGCCUCAAUCGAAUCAUUACGAUAUGACGAAUCACCUGAUUAUCCAAUCACGUUGCAUGUCUGUGCGAGGCUGCUGGGUGGUAAAGGUGGUUUUGGAUCUCAACUGAGAGCGGCAGGUGGAAGGAUGUCGAGUGGGAAAGCUACCAAUAUGGAUUCUUGCAGAGAUUUAUCAGGAAGAAGAUUAGGUACAAUCAAAGAGGCUCAACGCCAAGCGGACUUACUCGAAUCUGCUCCGGCAUUAAGAGCCAAACUUCAAGCAGAAGAAAAAUCGAAAUUAGAAGCAUUAGAACGUAAACUUGGUAUCGCUCCAAUCGAGAAUGAUACAGAUGCAGAAGGAAGUAGCAGUAGUAGCAAAAGAAAAAUAGUGGAAGAUGUAGAUUUGGAAGCAUUAGCAGCUAAAAAACAUAAAUUUGAAGAUAACAAAUUCUUGGAAGAAAGUAGGGAAAUAAAUGAUAAUGUUAGAUCGGCUGUUUCGAAAGCAAUGCUCUUGAAAAAGAAGAAGAAUAUUGUCACUGCCAAAUCUACAGAAGAUGCUUCUAAAGGAAAAGAGAAGAUUGAACAAGUUACCAAAAAAGAAAAAGAGAAAAUGGCAAUGCCACCUCCAGCACUAACCAAUGUCGCAUAA